AUGUGGAAUCCUCAAUGCCUGAAGAACAAUACACACCUUACUAAGUCCCUGAUUGGUGGACUCGAAGAGAGUAAUUCGCGUCUGAACCGGUCAGGAAAGGCUCGCAUAAGGCACUGGGCUCCGAAAGUGAAGACGGGUUGUAUGACUUGUCGGAUCCGGAGAGUGAAAUGUGACGAGACAAAACCCGUGUCAUUGCCAGCGAUGCUCUUCUACCGGAAGAAAGUGCGAUGGCUACAAUUCAGUCGCCCAAGAGCCGCCCACUACGGUCCUCGGCGUGAUACAGAUGCCUUCUUAUUGGGAGUCACUACCCCCAAUCUGGCUGGCUUCUUCGACCAGGGCCGCUGGGCUUGCGGAUUGCUUCAAAUGUCGCACCAGUACCCGGCCCUGUGGCAUGCCAUGACAGCGGUGGCCUGCAUUCAUCGAGACUUCAUGGUCAACACUACGCCGAUUACCAUGUCAAGAAUGCAGGAUAGCCCCAAGGUGAGGCUUGCGUUGCAACAGUGGAACAAAUCCAUCCAAAGUCUGCAAGAACUGCUGUCAGGACAGGCUUUAACUAAGUUCGACAGACUGGUCAUCCUGAGUGUUUGCAUCUUAUUCAUUACCAUGUCAAGUCUGCAGGGCCGUCUGUGGCAGGCUUUCGUGCACAUAAACGGCGGACUGAAGCUAAUUCACCAGUGGAAAUUGGCGGACAGAGGUGAAGAAAAGAGAGAUGAGAAUUCAGAUCUGGAUGUGUUGCUGGUCUUGUUUACCCAACUCGACUCACAAGCGCGCCCCUAUCUUCCUAGUCUUUCGAAUAACCUUCAAUGGACGGACAAGCAGAUCAUUUUGUCGUCGUCUACCACCCCCUUCAAGUCUCUGCUAGAGGCGUGUGUUGAUUUGGAGGUGCAUUUUAACAGGAUGAUGCAAAUAUUUACCAACAAUUCAAUAUAUAUUGAUGUUCCAGAUGCUGUGAUGCAGAUCAAGAAAAAACAGUGUCUUCUUGGUCUUACUGAAUGGGAUACCAGGCUUGAUAAGUAUCUUGGAAUAAUACCGCAGCUAGAAGAUGAGAGGCCUCUGAAAGUUCUCUAUGUCCGACGCAGACUUGCACAACUGGCACUCUCUAUGGACCUGACUAAAGGCGAACUAGCCCACGACGACUUCGUCGAGGACUAUGCAUACAUGCUCGAACUGAUGGGCGACAUUCUAGGAGACCCCAUGGAUCCAUUAGACAGCCAGCCUGCAAAUAUAGACCAAUCACAAAACAUGAGCUUCCAUCUGGAGACAAUAACGACGGAGCCAUUAUUCUUAAUUGCACUCCGCUGUCGAGAACCCACGAUCAGGCGGCAGGCGAUCCGUCUUCUCAGACAGUACCCAAGGCGCGAAGGCAUCUGCGAAGGCAUGGCAGCCCUGAAGAUUGCGGAACGAGUAAUGGAGAUUGAAGAGGAAUGUUUAACUAGCCCUGAAAAUGCUUGCGCUCGUGGGAAGUGGAUAUGUGAGAAACAUCGAGUUACUUGGCUACAGUUCUUCCUGGUUCAUGAUCGGCAGGCGCGGACUGUGGUGCACACUCGGGAGGAUCUGCUGCACGGCCGGCCAGGGAGAGAGAUUGUGACGACGUAUUGGUGA
Molecule: messenger RNA, 1602 nt
Organism: Aspergillus tubingensis
Lineage: Eukaryota; Fungi; Ascomycota; Eurotiomycetes; Eurotiales; Aspergillaceae
Product: Zn(II)2Cys6 transcription factor
Exons: 4
Coding region: 1-1602 (533 amino acids)
Biological process (GO): regulation of DNA-templated transcription
Molecular function (GO): DNA-binding transcription factor activity, RNA polymerase II-specific; zinc ion binding
Source: RefSeq, a predicted model, not a curated record